Molecule: messenger RNA, 1325 nt
Organism: Exophiala oligosperma
Lineage: Eukaryota; Fungi; Ascomycota; Eurotiomycetes; Chaetothyriales; Herpotrichiellaceae
Exons: 1
Coding region: 169-975 (268 amino acids)
Source: RefSeq, a predicted model, not a curated record
GUCUUUUCCCCCUCUCCUUCGCGUGCUUGUUGGAACCUAUCGUGUGUACCUGUCAACGUCAAUUGCCAUAAAGCUUCGCCUUACACAGUGAUCUGCUUGCUUCGCCUUAUCCUUUGCUUGAACAACAUCCCACUUACCUCUUCGCCAUCCCUCCCAUUACAAUUGACCAUGGGUCAGACCGCAUCUCAGCCUGCACAUGACCGCUCCCUGAGGGUUAUUGGCGCCGGCUUGUCGAGAACAGGAACAACAUCCUUUGGCGCCGCUUGCUCAUACCUCCUCGACGGUCCAUGCUACCAUGGAGGUACUCAAAUGCUCAACUCUCCAGAGUCCCACAUCAAACGAUGGAUCGAAAUCAUCAGACACACCCCCAUCAAGUCCGAAGAAGAUCGUAAAGCCCUCAACGAAGGGGUAAAGGAAAUGCUCGACGGUUACGUCGCCUGCACUGAUCUCCCGUCGAAUGCCUUUGUCGAAGAGUUGAUGGCCAUGUAUCCGGAUGCCAAGGUCAUCUGCACCGUCCGAGACCCAGAGAAAUGGUGGAACAGUCUGGCGCCAAUCGUCGAGAAGGGAAACCUUACAAUUCUGUCAUGGAUUCUAGCACCGCUACCAACUCUCCGAAUGUUCCGCGCCUACCACAACGCCCUGGACGAGGGUCGAGUCGGAGAACUAUACUUCCGUGAGGGUGAACCACAAAGACCAACGCGAGCCAUGUGGGACCGUCAUAUCGAACACCUGAAGAAAGUCGUGCCAAAGGAAAAGCUGUUCUUCUAUGAUGUCCGUGAUGGCUGGGAACCUCUAUGCGCUAUCCUCGGCGUUCCUGUUCCAAAGGACGUACCUUUCCCCAAGUUGAACGACGCUCAGGCCAUGGAAUCCUUCAUGCAAGCGAGUAUGAGGAGAGGGUUGAUGGCCUGGGCUGGCAUCUUCUUGACUGCUGGUGCUGUAGGCUUCUCGGCAGCCAAAUAUGCCAAAGUGUUAUAAAAACAAAAGUCGUUCUCGGUCUGGUAUUUGUGGCUUCACUCGGAGUAUGGGUACGUUUUUAAUGGGUUGGCGUUUCUGGACAUCGUCGAACAGAAGAUACCGAAUGGAUGAUUGAUCCUAUGUUGAGAUUUCUGGCAGGCAAGACGUAUUGAUGACGAUGAGGAGGGGCAAUGGAUCCUAUCUCUGGGAUGAUAUUGGCAACCCUGAUGAAUGACAUAGACUGCGUCGACUGUAGUCGAAAGACUUCUAGAUGAACAAUUACCUUGUGGGCGCUCGGGUUCAUGUGGGACAGAUAUGCGGACCCUUUCUUGGGUUUGGUAUAAUUCAUUAAUACACGAAUGUUGCAAUUG